Messenger RNA from Trypanosoma conorhini, 996 nucleotides. RefSeq names its product ubiquitin fusion degradation protein. Gene Ontology annotation, molecular function: polyubiquitin modification-dependent protein binding. The record is from RefSeq and is a predicted model, not a curated record. Lineage: Eukaryota; Euglenozoa; Kinetoplastea; Trypanosomatida; Trypanosomatidae. Bases 1 to 996 code for a protein of 331 amino acids. The transcript has a single exon. Gene Ontology annotation, cellular component: VCP-NPL4-UFD1 AAA ATPase complex.
AUGUACACGUUUGCCUGCAUCGGUGCGUGUGUGUGGAAUACAGAAAGUGUUUGCGAAGAGAUGUAUCCUCUCAUUGACGGUCUUGAUGUGUUUCGGAAGCAGCUUGCCGCGUAUCCCGGCGAGUUCAGCGAGCGGGGUGAAACGGUGGAUGGUGGCGGCCGCGUUCUCCUCCCUUCCUCGUGUCUGGCGGAGAUCUCCACCAUGAAUGUCGCCUACCCGCUCCAGUUUCGCAUUCGCUCUCGAAGUGGCGUCUGCUACGCCGGGGUGUUGGAGUUUAACGCCGACAAUGGCGUAGUCAUCAUGCCGCUGUGGAUGUUCUCUGCGCUGUUGCUUCAGCCCGGCGACACCGUCACGCUCGAGACGUGUGUGCUGCCGUCGGGAAAACUUGUCAAGCUCCGCCCGCAGCAGUCAAGCUUUAUUCAGCUCAGCGACCCCAGGCAAGUGCUGGAGAUGCAUCUUAGUCAAUACCCCGCCCUCACGAGAGGCACCUCCAUUGUGCUGCGCUACCUUGAUCGCGAAUUUAUAAUCGACGUGACCGAUAUUAGAGACGAGGCGGACUGCAGCGUCGAGGCUAUUUCGACUGUCCGCGCCGAUGCGCAGGCAACUGAAAUAAAAGUUGAGUUUGAACGGCCGCUGGAUAUGCCUUUGACACCGCCAGAGAGAGAGUUGCCGGUGCCAGAGGGCAGCAACGUGAUUGGUUCGGCUGAGGGUGUGGACUUUGCUCCCUUCGUGCUCGAGCCCCCAAAAAUUGUGAAGGAAAAGGAGACAACAGGCAGCGAGGCAGAGAAGCAAGAGGGGAAUGAGCAGGCCAAACCGGGCUUCGUCCCCUUCAUGGGUAGUGGGCGUCGCGUGAAUGACAAGCUCGUCGCUCCCGCCGCAUCUGCAGGGGAACGGCCGUGCGGAGAGAAAACGCCCGAGGAAAAGGCACGGGAGGCGCGGGAGGCGCGGGAGCGGCGGUUUCAAGCCUUUGGGGGAGCUGGACGCUCUCGGCGGUAA